Molecule: messenger RNA, 804 nt
Organism: Physella acuta
Lineage: Eukaryota; Metazoa; Mollusca; Gastropoda; Physidae
Molecular function (GO): protein binding
Source: RefSeq, a predicted model, not a curated record
CUCCGCCUACACGAUAUGCUCCAGUGCAAGUCCCGCCUUCGACAGGCGAGAGAACUGCGUCUACGCUCUUCAGCUUGCGAAGUUGACGUUAGAAAUAUCUGCGUCCAAUCUCUUCGCAACCGCAAUAUGGCGGCGCCAGUCUCAAUUGAUGCAGCAGCCGGAGCGGGAGACUUUAGUUUAGUCCAGCAAUUGUUGGAAAGAGGAGAAGAUCCCAAUAAAAAGUCAAGAGAUGGCAUGACACCACUUGCCAUUGCAUCAUUCUGGGGUUAUGAUAACAUAGUUGGACUUCUUAUUCAAAAUGGAGCAGACAUAAAUGCCUCUAAUAGUGGAACCUUGUGGACCCCGCUUCACUGUGCAUCAUUUCAAGGCCAUGGCAAAGUAAUCAUGACAUUGAUGGAGCACAAUCCAGAUUUAUUUAAGCAAGAUUCUAGUGGAAGGACAGCAGUAGAUUUUGCCUCAGCACUAGAUUCAAUAUGGGCCUUUUUUGCCGCUGCUGGAUGCUCACGAACACCAAAGGCGGACUUGAUACAAAAAAAUAUUAUCAAAAAGGUUGAGACUGGGGAUCCACAGAAUCCAGUUCCAUACUUGAAAACAUUAUCCAGACCGGGUUCUGCUUAUGUGUUCAAUGAAAACUUUGCAAAUGAUAAGGUGGAUGAUAAAGUAAUUGCAUUUAAAAUGGGAGAUGUCCUAGCCAGGACAGAUGACAACCACACACAGCAGUAUAACAGAAACAUCACAACAGUGUGGAACUAUUGAUGUUGAAAGCAACCAGUGAUGAAUGACAAUACUAUUAAAAAAAAUACU